AUGGCGGAAUAUCCAAAACCUGGGAGCUACUGGGAUACCCCCAACCCAUAUUCAGGAUCUGAGCCGGAUAUUCGGAGUGGCGAUGGCAGUGGAAUCCUUCCUUGGGAUGACAAUGCGUUAGAUCCGGGUAAUUUUGGACCGAAUGCAUACCGAAUGGACGAUUGGACAGACGAGCGAUUCGAUUGGAAUACAGGGACAGUCUUUAUGUCCGGAGUCAGCGAUACCCAAAGCUCAACGGAGCAUACAGUCGAUCCAUCCUCAUGGCUGGCUACCCUGAACAACCCGCUGUCGAUUUCUACCAACUGUGUGAAUCCCGCCACUUCGACUGCUUCCGUAAGCCCUUCGGAAGGAGUAGGAAUUCUGCAAUGGAAACAAAUGGAUAGAGCCUCGCAAAAUAGGUUGAAGAGGUUAUAUACACAGCAGUAUGUCAAGGAAGGAGACGAAGAUGAUCUAAAGCUGCGUAGAGACAUUUGGCAAUCCCUGUGUGGAAAGAGUACAGAAGCUGUCAUGCUCAACAAGCAGGAAGUCUUCUCCAGAGUCUGUAACGCUGAGUCGCUGCGCGGGAAGAAGUGUGAUGCGAUCCUUGUGGUCUACAGUAUGGAUGCCGAGGUGGAAUGGUCAUGCUUCAAGUGCAAUAAUCGGGAAGCUAGCCGUAAAGUUCGGUGGAAGAAGCGGCAGAACAAGGCACAUAGUGAUAAAGAUACGGGAGGGCGGAGAGUGAUAGUAGACCAAACGAGAAAUAACGCAGAUAGUGAGGAUAGGACAGGGUGGGAAGUGAUAGGAUGGGAAACCAGAGAUACGAGUACAGACUCUAAACUAAACUAUAUUUAUAGCUCAACGUGUUGCGAAGCAUUAUUGGUGCGAUUUCAGCAUGAAAUUGAAAAGAGAUACUCCCAGAAGUUUCUGUCCCAAAAAGAACAAGCGCGAUCCCGCGUCCGUGUCUGA
Filobasidium floriforme is the source of this 945-nucleotide messenger RNA. RefSeq lists its product as uncharacterized. The record is from RefSeq and is a predicted model, not a curated record. The coding region runs from base 1 to 945 and encodes 314 amino acids. Lineage: Eukaryota; Fungi; Basidiomycota; Tremellomycetes; Filobasidiales; Filobasidiaceae. The transcript is spliced from 3 exons.